UGUUGACUUACAUACAUACUGUAAUUAUUUGUAAAUACAUUUUACAGCUAUUGAAAAAACUUAUUACACAUUUCUUUGAUAACUGUAAUUAGUCAUUUAAGUCAUAGUUUACUAGGCACACGCUGAAAGUUCUGUCAACAGUGCUCUCAAUUCUAUUUUUCAACUUCUAUCGCAGUCCUUUUAACAAUUACUUAAUUCUGUAAAGUAACAGUAACUGUAAUUUAAAUAAUAAUUCUAAAAGAAAGUAUUAGCCGUUGUGUUCUUAUUCAUUAUAUUCUUCUUGCUUAGUAGCAAAAAGAUAACCUAAGGUGCUAACCAUGAAUGUAACGUUAAUCAGAAUUCCACAAUACGUACGUGGUAAUAUCUUAAAUUAUCGAAAUAUCAGAUGUUAUUCUGAAAAGAAGGACAGUGACAAAGAGAUACCUACAAAUCCAUUAAAAGAGUAUUACAGUGCAAAUCAACAAACAGAAAAUGGUCUUAUAUAUGAUAAUAAACCUUUUAAGUAUACCUGUAUAGCUGGUAAAAAAUAUGCAUGGUGUUUAUGCGGUCAAAGUCAUAGUCAACCAUUCUGUGAUGGUACUCAUAAGAAUCAAUUUUUGAAAAUUAAACAAAGGCCUAUACAUUUUACCGUAACUGAAACUAAAUCUUAUUGGCUUUGUAAUUGUAAACAAACAUCAAAUAGACCUUUCUGCGAUGGUACACAUUUAAGGCCAGAUAUACAGGAAAAGAAAUAAGAAAAUUUGUAAAAAAUUAUGUGAUUGUAUAGAGUGUAUGUACCAAUAUUAUACUGUACAUUUUUUUUCUUUAGUAAAGUUUUACUACCAAA
Molecule: messenger RNA, 826 nt
Organism: Osmia lignaria (orchard mason bee)
Lineage: Eukaryota; Metazoa; Arthropoda; Insecta; Hymenoptera; Megachilidae
Cellular component (GO): mitochondrion
Molecular function (GO): 2 iron, 2 sulfur cluster binding
Source: RefSeq, a predicted model, not a curated record